AUGAAUCUGACUACCAACGACUCUUCUAACUGGAACCUGGGAAUGUUCCCAGCAGACAUUGCUUCCACCAUUGUGAACAGCCAGCUUGCACUUGGCUCUGCAGCAGCGGUAGCAUCCGGCUUAGUCUGGUAUUUGCUUCGGUCCGACGACUCACAGGUGAAACGCAUUCGACCCUUGCCGUUUUUCGGCCAAUGGUCUUUCUUCACAAGACGAUAUGAUUUCAUAGUCGAUGGAUUCAAGAAAUUCCCCCAGGAGAGAUCAUUCGGAUUCGGUAUACUUGGCCAUAAUGUUGUAGCCGUGAGGGGAGAAGAGGCUCGCAAGGCUUUCUUUAGUAGUAGUAGCCUCAACUUUACUGAAGGGUAUCAGCUAUUGUUUGGUGGAGGCCCUUCUACAAAGGACAUUUCUCAAGAUGCAGCGAAGAGGAAUGAUCAAGAGGAGCUUUCCUUCUUCCUGCGUCAUCUAGUUCCUCUACUGAAGAACGAUCGCCUCGCCAAACUCACUCCUGAACUAAUGUCCGACAUCGAGCGUAAUAUGAAGUCGUGGGGUGACGCCGGAAAGUUCGAUCCAUUCGAAGUGAUGUACUCGACUGUGUUCCAGCUGACUAUCCGCGCUGCCGGUGCGCGUGAGAUUGCCGACUCGGUUGAAAAAUGCAAGCAACUGGAGGAGCUCUACUGGAAGGUUGAGAAGGGAAGCACAGCGGCUUCACUCCUGCUUCCUUGGCUUCCGUCGGCGGCCCGAAAACAGAAAGUUGAUUCAACAACAGAAAUAUACACCAUCUUCGACCAGAUUAUCAAGGAUCGUCAACGCGAAGGUCGUCGUGAGGAAGAUGCCCUUCAGACAUUCAUUGACCAAGGGGACUCUAUGGUAGACAUCAUUGGAUUUGUCAUGGGGGUACUUUUCGCUGGCAUUGUCAAUACCGGUCUCAUGAGCGCCUGGAUAUACAUUCACCUCGAUCAGGUUCCUGAGUGGAAAGACAAGGCUGUAGAAGAGAUCCGUGCCCUACUUCACAAGUAUGCGCCGCUCGAAGAGUACUCUGACCUAUCGACAGCUGAGCGAUUCUCGAAGAUUCCGCCACAAGCCUUGGAAGAUGAGAUGCCAGUCUUAGAGACAUGUAUCCGUGAAACAAUUCGAUUGAUUGUUUCCGGGGCGGCCCUUCGUCGAGUUGUAUCUGGAGAUACUGAAAUCGACGGCAAAAAGAUUCCAAAUGGAACGUUCCUGGUUUACUCCAUGGGAGAAACUCACACCAAUACAAACAUUUAUCCAAAUCCAAGCCAGUAUGACCCAGGUCGUUAUGUCGAGGGUCAAGACAAGGCCCAGACAUAUGGCUUCCUUGGAUGGGGUGUUGGGCGCCACCCUUGCGCCGGCCGUCGCUUUGCUCAGUACGAGAUCAAGUCCAUGGUAUCCAUGUUCUUGGCUUCGUACACCUACGAGGUAGUUGACUCUGCCGGCAAGAAGCCAGACCCAUCACUAACUGUUCCAGACAGGAACAACAUGUACCAGGCGCGUCCGAAAGGACAAACGUUCUAUGUGAAGUACACUAAGAGACAACAGCAGCUCUAA
Messenger RNA from Rhizoctonia solani, 1560 nucleotides. Its product is annotated as cytochrome P450 family protein. Bases 1 to 1560 code for a protein of 519 amino acids. Lineage: Eukaryota; Fungi; Basidiomycota; Agaricomycetes; Cantharellales; Ceratobasidiaceae. Gene Ontology annotation, molecular function: iron ion binding; heme binding; monooxygenase activity. The transcript is spliced from 16 exons. The record is from RefSeq and is a predicted model, not a curated record.